AUGGGUUCGAGUGGCGGGUGGAAGCCUGAGGACGAAGGACUACGGGAGAUCUGUGGGCUGUUGCAGCAGCAGAUGGCUCCCACCUCCGACGACAAGUCGAUGAUAUGGCAGAAGCUCGAGCACUACUCCCAGUUCCCUGAUUUCAAUAAUUACCUCGCCUUUAUUUUCGCCCGUGCCGAGGGAACUUCAGUGGAGGUUAGGCAAGCAGCAGGCUUGCUUUUGAAGAAUAACUUGAGAAGUGCAUAUAAAAGUAUGCCACCAGCAAACCAACAGUAUAUAAAGUCAGAGUUGUUACCUUGUAUGGGAGCAGUGGAUAGGCAGAUCAGAUCAACAGCUGGGACCAUUAUUAGCACACUCGUUCAGAUUGGGGGAGUUGCUGGAUGGCCUGAAUUGCUACAUGCAUUAGUGAAGUGCUUAGAUAGUAACGAUGUCAAUCAUAUGGAAGGUGCUAUGGAUGCCUUGUCUAAGAUUUGUGAAGAUGUGCCUCAUUUGCUUGAUGCUGAUAUCUCUGGGUUAUCUGAACGACCAGUGAAUGCUUUUAUUCCCAGAUUCCUCCAGCUUUUCCAAUCACCGCAUACUGCCCUAAGAAAGCGUUCUUUGAGUUCGGUGAACCAGUACAUUAUGCUAAUGCCAAGAGUUCUGUAUUUGCAAAUGGAUAAAUAUUUGCAAGGUUUGUUUCAUCUUGCCAAUGAUCCAGCUGCAGAGGUGCGGAAGCUGGUAUGUUCUGCAUUUGUUCAGCUAAUUGAAGUUCGUUCUGCUGUCUUGGAGCCACAUUUGAGGAACGUAAUCGAAUAUAUGUUGCUAGUCAAUAAGGACCCAGAUGAUGAAGUGGCUUUAGAAGCUUGUGAAUUUUGGUCUGCUUAUUGUGAAGCUGAAUUGCCUCCGGGAAACUUGAGAGAGUUUUUACCACGUCUUAUACCAAUUUUGCUCUCAAACAUGGCAUAUGCUGAUGAUGAUGAAUCCAUUGUGGAAGCUGAGGAGGAUGGAUCUCUUCCAGAUCGAGAUCAGGAUCUGAAACCCCAUUUCCAUUCAUCACGUUUUCAUGGGUCAGAAGAUUUGGAAGAUGAGGAUGAUGACAUUGUAAACGCUUGGAACUUACGCAAGUGCAGUGCGGCUGCUUUAGACUUUCUCUCCAAUGUGUUUGGGGACGAGAUCUUACCCACCUUGAUGCCCAUUGUACAGGCUAAGUUGUCGGCUAUGGGUGAUGAAGCCUGGAAAGACAGAGAAGCUGCGGUUUUGGCGCUUGGUGCCAUAGGCGAAGGUUGCAUUAACGGUCUCUACCCACAUCUCUCUGAGAUUAUUUCUUUCCUUAUCCCGCUCUUGGAUGACAAGUUUCCUCUGAUAAGGAGCAUCUCUUGUUGGACACUGUCACGUUUCAGCAGAUAUAUUGUUCAGGACACUGCUCAUCACGAAGGUUAUGAUCAAUUCGACAAAAUACUAACAGGGUUGCUGCGAAGAAUACUGGAUGAUAAUAAGAAGGUCCAAGAAGCUGCUUGUUCAGCUUUUGCUACUCUGGAAGAGGAAGCUGCAGACCAGUUGGUACCUCGUCUGGACGUCAUUUUGCAACACUUAAUGUGGGCCUUUGGGAAAUAUCAGAGGCGAAACCUCAGAAUUGUAUAUGAUGCUCUUGGAACAUUAGCAGAUGCUGUUGGAGGCGAACUAAAUCAGCCUUCAUAUCUUGAAAUCUUGAUGCCUCCACUGAUUACAAAGUGGCAGCAGCUUUCAAACUCUGAUAAAGAUCUCUUCCCUCUCCUGGAAUGCUUUACGUCUAUAGCUCAGGCACUGGGUACUGGAUUUUCACAGUUUGCUCAGCCGGUGUUCCAGAGAUGCAUAAACAUCAUUCAGACCCAACAACUUGCAAAGGUGGAUACUGUUUCUGCUGGGGCACAAUAUGAGAAAGAGUUCGUUGUUUGCUGUUUGGAUCUUCUCUCUGGACUUGCUGAGGGUCUUGGACCUGGCAUAGAGAGCUUGGUUUCACAAAGUAACUUGAGGGACCUGCUGCUGCAAUGCUGUAUGGAUGAUGCCCAUGAUGUUCGCCAAAGUGCUUUUGCCUUACUGGGAGACCUUGCUAGAGUUUGUGCAGUUCAUCUACAUCCCCGUUUAGCUGAAUUUAUCGAUGCUGCUGCUAAACAAUUGAACGCCCCGAAGCUGAAGGAAACUGUUUCUGUUCUCAACAAUGCAUGUUGGGCUAUUGGAGAAUUAGCGGUUAAGGUUCACAAAGAGAUAUCUCCUGUAGUUCUGACUGUGAUCUCUUGUUUGGUUCCAAUACUUCAACAUCCUGAGGGCCUUAACAAAUCACUCAUCGAGAACAGUGCCAUUACGCUUGGAAGACUUGCAUGGGUUUGUCCAGAGCUCGUCUCUCCGCACAUGGAGCAUUUCAUGCAGUCUUGGUGCCUUGCUUUGUCCAUGAUACGUGAUGACAUAGAGAAGGAAGAUGCUUUCAGAGGUUUAUGUGCAAUUGUUAGAGCAAAUCCAUCUGGAGCUUUAAAUUCUCUUGUUUUCAUGUGCAAGGCUAUUGCAAGUUGGCAUGAAAUAAGGAGUGAGGACCUUCACAAUGAAGUCUGCCAGGUCUUGCAUGGAUAUAAACAGAUGCUUAAGAAUGGAGCAUGGGAACAAUGCAUCUCGUCCUUGGAGCCACCUGUGAAGGACAGGCUGCUCAAGUACCGAGUCUAG
Molecule: messenger RNA, 2673 nt
Organism: Striga hermonthica
Lineage: Eukaryota; Viridiplantae; Streptophyta; Magnoliopsida; Lamiales; Orobanchaceae
Source: the annotation of a GenBank genome assembly